AUGGCCGACGAAAGCCAGCCGCACAUCGUGGUUGACGAGACCAACGGGACACAGGAAGCAAAGAGCAGCACGCCCAAGAGCAAAUCCGGAUGGGAUGGGAAGCUGCGCGUGAACAAGCAGGCUGUUCUCGCGAACCCAGAGGCUUUGGAGGAUCCGGACUACUCGGAUGAUGAUGCGCCGCCGCCCGAGGAGAUUGGGGCGGAUGAGGACCUACUCGAUGGCGAAGAUCCAGAUACAGAGGAAAUCGACUGCCAACACUCCCGCAUAGCAUCGAUGCCCGCCUUACGGCUCGACCGCUUUAACAAGCUAAGGCGCCUAUGUCUACGACAAAACUUCAUCCAACGCAUCGAGCUUCCCGCAACCUGCACCUCCACGCUCGAGGAACUCGAGCUCUACGACAACCUCAUCAAGCACCUCGAAGGCCUCGACGACUUCACCGAACUCCGCAGCCUCGAUCUAAGCUACAACAAGCUCAAACACAUCAAGCGCCUCUCCACCCUGCGCAAACUCGACCACCUCUUCCUCGUGCAGAACCGCAUCUCUGCCAUCGAGAACCUGGCCGAGCUCACUGACCUCCUCUACCUCGAGCUGGGCGCCAACCGCAUCAAGGAAAUCCAAGGCCUCGAAACUCUAACCAAACUGCAACACCUCUGGCUCGGGCAGAACCGCAUCACCGAACUCAAGGGCCUCAGCACGCUCACUAACCUCCGCACCCUCAGCAUCCAAGCAAACCGCCUGACUUCCUUAGCGGGAAUCGAAACACUCCCACAAAUCACCGAGCUCUACAUCUCCGACAACCGCAUCCCCUCCCUCGAGCCGCUAGCACACAACACCAGACUCGAAAUCCUCGACUUCCAAACGAACCCCAUCUCCUCGCUAGCGGGACUCGAGGGCCUCACCGAGCUGGAGAAUGUGUGGGCCAGCAAUUGCCAGGUGGACAAUUUCCAGGAAAUCGAGCGCGUGCUAAAGGACAAGGCCAAGUUGGAGGAGGUGUAUUUCGAGGGGAAUCCCGUGCAGCGCCAGAAUGUGGUGUUGUAUCGGAAUAAGAUCCGCCUGGCGUUGCCGCAGGUGGUUAAGAUUGAUGCUGCAUACGUAAGGGCGACGUGA
Neohortaea acidophila is the source of this 1107-nucleotide messenger RNA. RefSeq lists its product as uncharacterized. The record is from RefSeq and is a predicted model, not a curated record. Lineage: Eukaryota; Fungi; Ascomycota; Dothideomycetes; Mycosphaerellales; Teratosphaeriaceae. The transcript is spliced from 4 exons. Gene Ontology annotation, molecular function: protein binding. The coding region runs from base 1 to 1107 and encodes 368 amino acids.